AUGAAGUGGUUUGAACAUGUCCAGAGGAGGGAUAGUCGAUAUAUUGGACAAAGGAUCUUGAAGAUGAAGCUGGCAGGCAGGAGGAAAUGUGGAAGGCCUCAGAGAAGAUUCAUACAUGUAGAAAAGGAGGACAUGCAGAGGGUUGGUGUGACAGAUGAUGCUGAGAACAGGAUGCAGACUAUAAAGCUCGUGGUGGUGGGUGAUCGUGAUUCAGGAAAGCAUGAAUUGCUCCUGACCUAUACAGGCACAGCCUUAAAGGAAGAACACAUACCCAUAGUGUUUGACAACUAUGCUGUGACAGUGAUUGUUGGUGGAGAGGCGUACACUCUGGAAUUAAAUGACACUACAGGUCAGGAAGAUUAUCAUACACUGCGACCCUUCAACUACCUUCAGACUGACAUCUUGCUUCUGUGUUUCUCUGUCGUAUCACCGUCAUCUUUCAAGAACAUCACAGAGAAGUGGGUGCCAGAGAUUUCACACCACUGCCCGGGGACGCCCUUCCUGUUGGUCGGGACUCAGGUGCAUUUAAGAGAUGACAGCCACACCCUGGAGAAGCUGGCCCAGAGAAACCAACACGCUGUGACCUUCACGAGUGGAGAGGAAGUGGCUCGUAAGCUGAAGGCAGUCAAAUACGUGGAGUGUUCAGCUGAGACACAGGAAGGAUUGAAGAACGUGUUUGAUGAGGCUAUUCUUGCUGCUCUUGAACCUCCAGAUACUAAAUCCAAGAAGCUCUGCAUCCUGCUAUAGAUGCCACAAGAAGAAGAGAACAAGGAGGAGACGGUGGAGGUGUAGAUUAGAGAUAAGAGAAUAUAGCAGUAGGACAGGUGUACCUAAU
This is a messenger RNA of Pundamilia nyererei, 835 nucleotides long. Its product is annotated as cell division control protein 42 homolog. Bases 1 to 747 code for a protein of 248 amino acids. The transcript is spliced from 6 exons. Gene Ontology annotation, biological process: small GTPase-mediated signal transduction. NCBI's taxonomy places the organism in Eukaryota, Metazoa, Chordata, Actinopteri, Cichliformes, Cichlidae. Gene Ontology annotation, molecular function: GTPase activity; GTP binding. The record is from RefSeq and is a predicted model, not a curated record.